GACGACGCACCGCGGCGCUGCGAGGGGCUCGGUCCCGGGGCGCGCCGGCGAUUGGCGGGGGAACGGGACCCGGGGGCGCGGCCGCCCGCGGAUUGGCGAGGCACGGCGGGGGCGGGCUCGCGCAUGCUCUUAAGUGGCAGCGGCGGGGACGGGGUCAGUGCCAAGAUGUCGACGGCGGCGGUUCCGGAGCUGAAGCAGAUCAGCCGGGUGGAGGCGAUGCGCCUAGGGCCGGGCUGGAGCCACUCGUGCCACGCCAUGCUGUACGCCGCCAACCCUGGGCAGCUCUUCGGCCGCAUCCCCAUGCGCUUCUCGGUGCUGAUGCAGAUGCGUUUCGACGGGCUGCUGGGCUUCCCCGGGGGCUUCGUGGACCGGCGCUUCUGGUCGCUGGAGGACGGCCUGAACCGGGUGUUGGGCCUGGGCCUGGGCUGCCUGCGCCUCACCGAGGCCGACUACCUGAGCUCGCACCUGACCGAGGGCCCACACCGCGUCGUGGCGCACCUGUACGCGCGGCAGCUGACGCUGGAGCAGCUGCACGCCGUGGAGAUCAGCGCGGUGCACUCGCGCGACCACGGCCUGGAGGUGCUGGGCCUCGUGCGGGUCCCGCUGUACACCCAGAAGGACCGAGUCGGAGGCUUCCCCAACUUCCUGAGCAACGCCUUCGUGAGCACGGCUAAGUGCCAGCUCCUCUUUGCCCUCAAGGUGCUCAACAUGAUGCCCGAGGAGAAGCUGGUUGAGGCCCUGGCUGCAGCCACCGAGAAGCAGAAGAAGGCCCUGGAGAAGUUGCUCCCGGCCUCCUCUUGAGGGCUGCCUGAGCUGGUGGCACCCUUCCCUGGGCCGGAAGACUGGGAAUUCCUGCUAAGUGUGGCUUCUAGAGUGUUUGUGUGUACCCCGCUUCUGACUGCCUAGGGCGAGUGGGCAUCCUGUCAUCUCCACUGUCCCAAGCAGUCACUAGGUGGCGGCCGGGCCAGCUGGAACCCAGCCCAUCCUCUCAGGCAGAGCAGGGUGGUCCUGGCACACUGGGCCUGCCUCUCCAGCCUCAGGAUGCUCCUGUUUAUCCUGGGCUCAGACCCUCCUCUUGUACGUCUCAUCACAGCUGGUAGAGACCCAGGAGUGCCUGAUUGUCCCACAGGGGUGGCGCACAGCUCUGGGAUCACUCAGAAGAUGGGAUGUGUGGGUGGAGGAUGCCUUGUCUCGGUCAGCUCAUUCCUGCCUCCUUCCUGAGCCAGUUCAGGGCCUGGGGGAGAGCCAGCUUGGGGUAGGAAGUUAAUAUUGUUAAUUUGGGUUGUUGUUGGAUUUACUUUGCUAGAUUUUCUCUUUCACCACGUGUGAACUGUGGGUGAGGUUUCAAAGUAGCUUCACCCCACGUGGCUUGGUUCCCAGGGACAGUCAGGGCCUCGGGGGCCCAGCUAUGUACAACGAAGCUGUCGAAGGAGAAGACAAUAAAGUCGCUCCGCAGCUGC
This is a messenger RNA of Pan troglodytes (chimpanzee), 1460 nucleotides long. RefSeq names its product nudix hydrolase 16 like 1 (gene NUDT16L1). NCBI's taxonomy places the organism in Eukaryota, Metazoa, Chordata, Mammalia, Primates, Hominidae. Gene Ontology annotation, molecular function: snoRNA binding. The transcript is spliced from 3 exons. Gene Ontology annotation, cellular component: nucleus. The record is from RefSeq and is a predicted model, not a curated record. The coding region runs from base 124 to 801 and encodes 225 amino acids.